AUGAUUUCGCGUGACGUCAUUCCUGCGUCGCAUUACAGCUUGGAAAAACACUCUGGUCUUCUCUUCCACCCAACCAUGAUGGCCCUGCCGCCCAUUCUCAACCCAUGGACGACCAUCAAAGCUAUCUGGCGCCUUUGCUAUAUCUUCGUUCAAUACAUCGUCGUCGCCAUAUUCAAGCCACCACCUCCGAAACACGCAGACCCGCUACCAAACCCAUAUGGACGAGUCGCGGUCAUCGGUGCUGGCCUAACUGGCGUGUCUUCUGCUGCACAUUGCAUUGCCCAUAAUUUCGAAGUCGUGUUAUUUGAAGCUGGAUCACGGUCCUCGCUCGGUGGAAUAUGGGCUCACGAGAACUCGACGAGUGGGCUACAGCUUAACUCCCAUCUAUACCGUUUUCAUCCUGCCGUUGUCUGGCGCAAUGCCUUUCCACUGAGAGAUGAAAUUCUCAGUGAGAUCGCUAGAGUCUGGGAAGAAUACAAGCUGGAAUCCAGGACGCGGUUUGAGACUCGUGUCACCUCCGUCAAACGAGCAGACGAUGACCAGUUUGGCCGACACCAAUGGCUCAUCAACAACGGCGAGGAGGGGCCUUUUAGUGCAGUCAUCGUCAACAUUGGGACAUGUGGGAAGCCGAAGUGGAUUCAUCUUGAUGGUAUGCCGAAGGACAAAGGGGAACAAACAGAAGACUCGGAUAACCCAACCGAAAACAAUGGCAGCGUUUUCAAGAAACCUAUUGUUCACUCUUCAGAACUAGAUUCAGAUGCUGUGUCUGAGGAAGCUAUUAAAGGAAAGCGAGUGGUGGUCAUUGGUAGCGGUGCAAGUGGAGUGGAAGCUGUUGAAGCUGCUAUCCAGCGCGGUGCUGGAGGCGUCGUUAUGAUUGCGAGAACGGACAAAUGGAUCAUUCCUAGAAACAUCUUCUUCGAUACUUUCCUUGCUUGUCAACCAUUUGGUCGGGAAAUGCCUCUCAGUUUCCUUUGGGAAGCCUUUCUCAAACAAUGGCAAUAUUACGGCGUCAAGGACCUUGUUCCUAUGGACAGUGGUCUAUUUGAGGGUACUCCAGUUGUAAACGAUGCGUUCUUGGGUCAUGUCCGUUCUGGCGCAUGUCGAUAUAUCCAUGGAGACCCUGUCCGGCUCACUGAACAAGGCGUACAUGUCAAUGUCAGAGAACGCGGAACGAAGCUUGAUGACAAAGGUAGAAAAGAGACUAUCAGCGCCGAUUUGAUUGUGCUAGCCACUGGAUAUGAGAAGCCAAGCAUCGAUUUUCUUCCAGACGAGCUAUUCCCUGAGGGUUAUCAGCGCCCGGAUUUGUAUCUCCAAAACUUCUCCACCGAAGACUGGAGCGUGUUGUUGACCAACUCGGCUUACAUGAGCGCGAUUGGCACAGUUGGACAUUUCCAUAUAGGGAUAUACACCCGGAUCUUGCUCACGCUUCUUCUCGACCCGAACACGCGUCCGAUACCGAAAGACAUGAAGCUUUGGGUUGACUUGAUCAGCUUCCUCAAGCGCGGGGCGAAGGGUGGUCCUCUCGGAUUCUUCACAUACGCUGAACUCACUAUUUGGUUAUUUAUGUUUCACUUAUUCCGUCCGGAUCGUUUGCGCUGGCUGUUCUUCAUCAUGUUUGGAUGGGGCAUCCAUGGCGAUCUGAAGGAGCGGAAGCGCAUCAAGAAAACGCUUACAGUCAAGGCUAGCAAGCAUGGGGAACCGGCCCCAAAAUCCGAUGGUGGGAAGAGGAAGAUUAGAAGGGAGAAAGGCCACUGA
Molecule: messenger RNA, 1755 nt
Organism: Mycena indigotica
Lineage: Eukaryota; Fungi; Basidiomycota; Agaricomycetes; Agaricales; Mycenaceae
Exons: 16
Coding region: 1-1755 (584 amino acids)
Molecular function (GO): oxidoreductase activity
Source: RefSeq, a predicted model, not a curated record